AUGGAUUCGAAUAAAUUCGAACAAAUAGGCCUGAGCUCGUUCUACAAUGCCAUACCAAUUCUUGAUAAUGCCAACGACUGGACUCAGUGGAACCAAAAGGUCAAGGAGUUUCUUCGUAUAUCUCCAGUGGCUAAAGAUGGACCGAUCCCACCUAUGGAAGAGGAGGAGGCACAGCAUUGGUCCCACCGCCAGACAUUCUAUUCGUCAAUGAUUGCGGCAAAGCUGACCCACAAUGCGGCUCAGCGGAUAAACGCCUUCGAAAUCACUCGAGUCCAACACCUGAUCAAGGCGGUCAAAGAAAAUUUUAAACCAGAGGGCUCAGGGACAUAUGUCAAUCUUCAGCGAAAGUACAUGUCUCUUACCCGAGCAAAGUGUGGGAGUGCACAAGCCCUCGGCGCCGAGAUCAGAAAGAUCCACGCGGAAAAACUCCUGCUUGACCCCGCUUGUGUCACGUCUGAAAUCGAACGAACCUUCUUUUUCUUGCAUGCUCUAGGUCCGGAAUAUGAGAGCUUCCGCGACCAUGUUUUCAGACAAAUGGAUAUUACACAAAUGCGCUUCCUGCCUUCACGCUGA
Messenger RNA from Penicillium cinerascens, 573 nucleotides. RefSeq lists its product as uncharacterized. The coding region runs from base 1 to 573 and encodes 190 amino acids. The record is from RefSeq and is a predicted model, not a curated record. Lineage: Eukaryota; Fungi; Ascomycota; Eurotiomycetes; Eurotiales; Aspergillaceae. The transcript has 2 exons.